GGUUCCAUGGAAGCAUGGAGUUUCCACCAACAUACCAGCUACCACCCACAAGGCCGCAUCCUCCUAUCUACCCAGCAUGGUAGAGAGACAGGGAUUGUGACAUAAGCAAAUACCCUCAGACUGAUAUAUGUAAAUGCCACCCUAUGAGCUUCCUGGUAGGGACACCAGCUGUGAAGUCCUCAUAACAGCCAACUUCCUGCAACUCUCAAGCUGAUGGCCUCAUGAAUGGGAGGAAGGACUCCUCCACUGGAGAACUGACAGCAGUAUUCUGGUAGAGGAGGCAUCAAGAGUCCUGGGAGGCCGGUGGUAAUCAUGUAGGCACCAUGGAAACUGCUAUGUGCGUUUGCUGUCCAUGUUGUACAUGGCCGAGAUGUUGUCCUCAGUUAUGCUCCUGUCUGUGCUGCAAGUUCAUCUUCACCUCAGAGCGGAACUGCACCUGCUUCCCCUGCCCUUACAAAGAUGAGCGGAACUGCCAGUUCUGCCACUGUACCUGUUCUGAGAGCCCCAACUGCCAUUGGUGUUGCUGCUCUUGGGCCAAUGAUCCCAACUGUAAGUGCUGCUGCACAGCCAGCAGCAAUCUCAACUGCUACUACUAUGAGAGCCGCUGCUGCCGCAAUACCAUCAUCACUUUCCACAAGGGCCGCCUCAGGAGCAUCCAUACCUCCUCCAAGACUGCCCUGCGCACUGGGCGCAGCGAUACCCAGGUGGAUGAAGUAAAGUCAAUAGCAGCCAACAGUCACCUGGUGAACCACCUCAAUUGCCCCAUGUGCAGCCGGCUGCGCCUGCACUCAUUCAUGCUGCCCUGCAACCACAGCCUGUGCGAGAAGUGCCUGCGGCAGCUGCAGAAGCACGCCGAGGUCACCGAGAACUUCUUCAUCCUCAUCUGCCCAGUGUGCGACCGCUCGCACUGCAUGCCCUACAGCAACAAGAUGCAGCUGCCCGAGAACUACCUGCACGGGCGUCUCACCAAGCGCUACAUGCAGGAGCACGGCUACCUCAAGUGGCGCUUUGACCGCUCCUCCGGGCCCAUCCUCUGCCAGGUCUGCCGCAACAGGCGCAUCGCUUACAAGCGCUGCAUCACCUGCCGCCUCAACCUGUGCAACGACUGCCUCAAGGCCUUCCACUCGGAUGUGGCCAUGCAAGACCACGUCUUUGUGGACACCAGCGCCGAGGAACAGGACGAGAGGAUCUGCAUCCACCACCCAUCCAGCCGCAUCAUCGAGUACUGCCGCAGUGACAACGAAUUGCUCUGCACCUUCUGCAAGUUCUCUUUCCACAAUGGCCACGACACCAUUAGCCUCAUCGAUGCCUGCUCCGAGAGGGCCGCCUCACUCUUCAGCGCCAUCGCCAAAUUCAAAGCAGUCCGAUAUGAAAUUGAUAAUGACCUAAUGGAAUUCAACAUCUUAAAAAACAGCUUUAAAGCUGACAAGGAGGCAAAGCGAAAAGAGAUCAGAAAUGGCUUUCUCAAGUUGCGCAGCAUUCUUCAGGAGAAAGAGAAGAUCAUCAUGGAGCAGAUAGAGAAUCUAGAAGUGUCCAGGCAGAAGGAAAUUGAAAAAUAUGUGUAUGUUACAACCAUGAAAGUGAACGAGAUGGAUGGUCUGAUUGCCUACUCCAAGGAAGCCCUGAAGGAGACUGGCCAGGUGGCAUUCCUGCAGUCAGCCAAGAUCCUGGUGGACCAGAUCGAGGACGGCAUCCAGACCACCUACAGGCCUGACCCACAGCUCCGGCUGCACUCAAUAAACUACAUGCCCUUGGACUUUGUUGAGCUUUCCAGUGCCAUCCAUGAGCUCUUCCCCACAGGGCCCAAGAAGGUACGCCCCUCAGGGGACUCGCUGCCCUCCCCCUACCCCGUGCACUCAGAAACAAUGAUUGCCAGGAAGGUCACUUUCAGCACCCACAGCCUCGGCAACCAGCACAUAUACCAGCGAAGCUCCUCCAUGUUGUCCUUCAGCAACACUGACAAGAAGGCCAAGGUGGGUCUGGAGGCCUGUGGGAGAGCCCAGUCAGCCACCCCUGCCAAACCCACAGACGGCCUCUACACCUACUGGAGUGCUGGAGCAGACAGCCAGUCUGUACAGAACAGCAGCAGCUUCCACAACUGGUACUCAUUCAACGAUGGCUCUGUGAAGACCCCAGGCCCAAUUGUUAUCUACCAGACUCUGGUGUACCCAAGAGCUGCCAAGGUUUACUGGACAUGUCCAGCAGAAGACGUGGACUCUUUUGAGAUGGAAUUCUAUGAAGUCAUUACUUCUCCUCCUAACAACGUACAAAUGGAGCUCUGUGGACAAAUUCGGGACAUAAUGCAGCAAAAUCUGGAGCUGCACAACCUGACCCCCGACACAGAAUACGUGUUUAAAGUUAGAGCCAUCAAUGAUAAUGGUCCUGGGCAAUGGAGUGAUAUCUGCAAGGUGGUAACACCAGAUGGACAUGGGAAGAACCGAGCUAAGUGGGGCCUGCUGAAGAAUAUCCAGUCUGCCCUCCAGAAGCACUUCUGAGCCCCUUCAGAGCAGGAAACAACCUCAGACUCAUCACAAAGUAGACAUAUAUACACACACACAUAUGUAUGUAUAUUUUUCUCACCACAUUCUUCAAGGAGGUUGUAGACAAAUGUUUCCGUGACCUCUCAGCUUUCCAACAGGAAUCUUGUAAGAGCUAAUAAAAGGAAAUACCUGACAUGG
Pan troglodytes (chimpanzee) is the source of this 2678-nucleotide messenger RNA. It is a transcript of the gene TRIM42, whose product is annotated as tripartite motif containing 42. The coding region runs from base 324 to 2495 and encodes 723 amino acids. The transcript has 5 exons. Lineage: Eukaryota; Metazoa; Chordata; Mammalia; Primates; Hominidae. Gene Ontology annotation, molecular function: zinc ion binding; protein binding. The record is from RefSeq and is a predicted model, not a curated record.